This is a messenger RNA of Rubroshorea leprosula, 1066 nucleotides long. The record is from the annotation of a GenBank genome assembly. NCBI's taxonomy places the organism in Eukaryota, Viridiplantae, Streptophyta, Magnoliopsida, Malvales, Dipterocarpaceae.
GUAGUAGAAUUCCUUCUUCCAACUUUUUACUGAAGUAGGAUUCCUUCUUCUUUAAGGAUUCUAUUUUUGUUGUUGUUGACAGGUUCUCGAAGAUGGCACACUUCAUUCCAUGCAUAAAACUGACGAUGCAACCAAUAUUGCAGAUCUAUUCUUCAAGGACGUUGUUCAUUUACAUGGCAUUCCAAGGACUAUCGUUUCUGAUUGUGAUGUCAAGUUCUUGAGUUACUUUUGGAAGACAUUGUGGGGAAAGCUGGGAACUAAGCUACUGUUUUCAACUACUUGUCAUCCACAAACUGAUGGACAAACAGAAGUGGUUAAUAGGACGUUGUCAACCUUAUUGCAUUCUAUUAUUCAGAAGAACUUGAAGAAUUGGGAAGAGUGUUUGCCGCAUGUUGAAUUUGCUUAUAAUCGGAGCGUCCAUUCGGCAACUAACUGUUCGCCAUUUGAAGUUGUGUAUGGUUUUAAUCCACUCACUCCUUUAGAUUUAUUGCCUUUACCUAUUGACGAACAAGCUAGUUUGGAUGGGAAAAAGAAAGCUGAAGUGGUUAAGCAACUGCAUGACAGGGAGCGAUUCCCUGCACAAAGGCGUUCUAAGCUGCAACCAAGAGGCGAUGGACCAUUUCAAGUGAUUGCGAGGAUUAAUGACAACGCAUACAAGUUGGAGCUUCCUGGUGAGUAUAAUGUUAGUGCUACUUUUAAUAUUUCUGAUCUUUCUCCUUUUGAUGUAGGUGACGAUUUGAGGACAAAUCCUUUUGAGGAGAGAGGGAAUGAUGGGAAUCAAGACGACAGCAUAUCUACUAUGUCAUGUGAUCCAUUACACACCCAAGGAGGUCCAGUCACGCAAGCUAGAGUUAAGAAGAUACGUGAAGCUUUAAAUGGCCUUAUUGAGCAGAUCUGGGUUGAAAACAACAUACAACAAGCAAAUCGAAGCUUGGAUGAUUAUCAAGGCAUGAUAAACAUCAUUCAGGUUCAAGAGAAGCUUAAUUGAGGUCAUUUUUGUUAAAUUACCCAGUUUGCGUCAAUCUCGCAAUUCUGUCACAAUUUGUAACAAACUGAUAUUUCAUGU